Messenger RNA from Fundulus heteroclitus (mummichog), 3561 nucleotides. It is a transcript of the gene bard1, whose product is annotated as BRCA1 associated RING domain 1. The coding region runs from base 134 to 2530 and encodes 798 amino acids. NCBI's taxonomy places the organism in Eukaryota, Metazoa, Chordata, Actinopteri, Cyprinodontiformes, Fundulidae. The record is from RefSeq and is a predicted model, not a curated record. Gene Ontology annotation, molecular function: protein binding. The transcript has 11 exons.
CACUUCCGUAAAUAAUUGGCGGGAGAUGCAAAGAACCAGGAAGUAAUUCCGUUUGUUUUGCGGUUCAGUGUUGGAGGCAGGGUUAGAGCAACAAAAGUCAGAAAACGAGUGAGAUAAAGAUUUAAAGCGAAAAAUGGAUGACAAUGCACCUCUGCAGGCAGGUGACUGGAAGAAGACUAAAGAGGCGGUCGCUAACUUCCGUCGACUGUUGCUUUGCUCCAAAUGCUCAAAUUUGAUGGAGGAGCCAGUGUGUCUGGGGAUGUGUGAGCAUAUGCUGUGCAGGUCUUGUGCUGGCCCUCGGGCUGGAGAUGGCUGCGCGGUGUGUUGCAGCCCUGCGUGGGUGAAGGACAUCCAAAUCAACAGGCAGCUCAGCAGCGUCAUACAGCUCUUCAGCGGCCUGGAGUCCCUGCUUAAUCCCACAGAACGACUAGACUCCUCUGUUGCCGAGGUCAGAUCACAGGCGGAGGCCGCUGCCCUGAAAGAGAAGAAGAACUUCCGGAUCUGGUUUAGUCCCCGCAGUCGAAAGGUGCGCUGCAAGGUGGAAAAGCCUGUAGGGGUCACCGGUCCCGACAAGAAGUCCUCCGGAGAACGGCCCGCAGCUCAGUCCAACGGCCCCGCACCUCCCAGCCAGGACCUUUCCGUCUUUAAUUUCACUUCGUCCUCCCAAGACUCUUCGCCUUCUCAAAGUGCAAAUAAUGUCAAGAGGAAAGCAAAGAAGAGGUCAAAGAAAGGGGCCGCUGGCAGGCGGGUUCAAGGGCGCCCUAGAACCACACGUAAACAGGCCGAAGAGAAUAUGAAAAAGAAGAGGCUGGUGGCCGUAAACCAGCAAUGGGGAAUUACAGACGACCAGAACCCAUCCUCUGGACCCGAGCCGCUUUGUGCUGAUGGAGCAAGAAGCUCCGGUAAAAGGGUGUCUUUCUUAAGCCCUCCUGUCACCGCCGAUGAGCCUCACACCGAAGCUUCGCGGGUUUGUGAGCCCAGUUUGAGCAGCGGCACAAUAAACGAGGGUAUCUCGGGAGGAGAGGUCGACGUGUCGAGUCAGCACGGUCGGAGCCCAUCCAGCGAGGUGGUGUCAACGAACGGCCCUGAUCCAGACGACGAUUCCAAUAAAGGCAAAGGCAUGUCGCCCCAAGAGAAUCCCCCCAAGAGGAAGAAAACGGAGAAGGCAAACUGCCCGUUGGAAACCACGCCAAAAAGACGGACGGCAACUCCGGGCCAAAGGAGGAAAUCGCCAGGCGCCCGGUCUUUGCCUUUCAGUAAGCCUUUAACUUUAGCAAGCGCCACGAGCGGAAGGAUCGAUAAGAAAGCGAGAGCAGAUGCACAGGGCAGCCCCUCUGCUGCGGCGCUCGUGUCUCCGGAAAGGCGCGACAAAGCUUCGUGCAGUCCUCGGCUGCCUGCCGGGCGUCCAAGCCCCGGAAGCCCUGCAGUGAUGAAGAGGAACCACAAGGGAGAGACCCCUCUUCAUCUUGCUGCAAUAAAGGGAGACGUGGAUUCUGUCAAAGAACUUCUGGACCAGGGAGCCGACCCCAACCUGAAGGAUCAUGCCGGUUGGACGCCCCUGCAUGAGGCUUGUAAUCUGGGCCACCUGGCUGCUGUGGAGGUUUUGCUCUCAAGAGGAGCCCUGCUGAACACACCUGGCUAUGAAAAUGAUUCUCCGCUCCAUGAUGCCGUGAGGAAUGGACACGCGGCCAUUGUUAAGCUGCUGCUGCAGCUCGGUGCCUCACAGAAUGUCCUUAAUUUGCAUGGAAAGCGGCCUGCAGAUUAUGCAGUGAGCCAGGAGAUGCUGGAGAUUUUCCAGGAAGCUGCAGAAGGAACCCGCCAUGCUAAUUCUCAUACAUCUCAUAGCCCCUCAGCCACUAUCUCUGCGUCAAGUGAGAGCGUGAGAAGGGACCAAACUUUACUACUGCUGCUGGCCAGCAAACUGUCGUCACCAGAGCAGCGUCAGCUGGCCAGACUGGGAGUGCUACUGGGAGGGAGGAUCGCUGGUGCCUUUUCUGGCCCAGUGAGCCAUGUCGUUGUGCCAGAAGGACAAAUGCCCACCACCUACUCCACCCUCCUGGGUCUUCUUGCCGGCUGCUGGGUUGUCAAAUACAGCUGGGUGGAAGCGUGUCUGCAGGCGGGGAAGUGGCUGCCUGAAGCUGAGCACGAAGCGGGAGAAGGCGCUGAGCGCAGUCGCAUCAACAGAUGCAGCUUGCUUCCACCCCUCUUCGAUGGCUGUUUCUUCUUCCUCCGCGGUUCCUUUAAGGCACCGACCAAAGACGAGCUGGCUAAGCUGCUGCGAGAAGGAGGCGGCCAGCUCCUGGCCCGGCAGCCCAAGCCGGACAGCGACGUGACGCAGACCCUGAAUGCGGCAGCCUACCACGCCGAGCCGGGCUCUGACCAGGCCUUAUGCACCCAGUACAUCAUCUACGAUCCGCAGGGAUCCUACAAACCAGCGGUUGUCAGACGAGGGAAGGUGUGGUCGGCGCCUUCUACCUGGAUCAUCAACUGCAUCGCGGCCUUCCGCCUCCUUCCUGUGCCUCAACAUUAAAUUAAGACCAGUUUUGUUUUUUUAUCUGCCCUGAAUAACUUGUGAGAUUUUACUCACUCUUUAAAUGUUUAUUUCUAGCAUAAAUUACUCAUUGUUUAGCAAACUAAAAGCAAUAAUGAUUCAUUUUAUGAUCUGAUCCAUGCAUGAAAUCUUACAGGAAUCAAAAUGAAAGUUGUUCCGUUUUAGGUAUAUACUAUUUAACCAAUGGCUGCCUGCUGCGGUUCACAAGACUGCAAUAGCCGUUGCACAACUGCAACGCAACUUUGUGUUCUCGGAAUAUAGCUCCAAAUCAUGUCUGUGGGGAACUGUGUAGCUUUCAUCACCUGAAUAACAUAAUAAAAUAUAUGCGCAGACAUUUGCAUAAUUUAUGAAGUGUCUGUAUGUUUGUUAUACUGUGAGGGAUUUUCACCGUAUGUUUGUGUUAAUUCAGGGGUAUUUAGAUCGUGUCCAACUUUAGAAUUUUUAACAAAUUUGUCUUGCGAAUACUCUAACCUGGCCUCGGUUGUACAUUCCUGCUACCGGAUCGCGUUUGAGUUUCUCUUGUCGUUUCAGGUCAGGUAGCCAUCCGUCACUUCUGUGGCAGGGUUCACGGUAGCCGCAGGGUAAAUAAGGCAGUCCAGACACAACUCUCGUCAUUAAUGUCUUUCAGCUUAUUCGGUUUCCCUGCCCUGCUAAAUAUAGCUAUCCCUCUAACAUGGUCUGUUUCUGGUAUUGAGUUUUUCUCACCCCGGAAACAUCCACGAGGUUAAGCACCCAGGCUCAUCCAUAAUGAGGUGGUGAAAAGCAUUGUUUUAAAAAAAGAAAAAGAAAAAAAAAAAAACUGUUUGAUGUAAAGUUGUAGCUUGGUAAUACUAGACUUUCUGGGAUGAGAUGAACCACCCUGCAGAGGAAGCGCGUGGCUCUGGAUUUAGUUCUGAAGUUAGAUCGACUGAGAUGAGAUUGAACUGGAUCAUAAUUUGCCGCCUCUUGACAACAACGCUGCGGCUCAGCACCGACGCCUGUCGAUCUUCGGCUCGCUUUCAGCACCUUCA